CACAAAAAAAAAUCAUUACAGUAUUAUAAGUCAGUCGAAAAAUAGCCAAAAUUUUCUGAAUUUUCCAUGGCGUCGACGAGCUCUGUCACCGCUCAGAUUUCUAAUCUUCAAUGGAAGAAGCCUUUCCUUUCUUCGCUCUCACCCAGUAACUUAAGUUCAAGUGGAAAUUUAGCUGGCAAGGAGGUCUGUUCAUGGUCUUGUCGGCAGACACCUGGACAUAACUUAAGAUCUCUCCGUGUAAAUGGUCUAUUUGGGGGGAAGAAAGACAAUAACGAUAACAGUGAUGAUGCGCCUUCAAAGGCAGGAAUUCUUGGAAAUAUGCAGAAUCUUUAUGAGACGGUGAAAAAGGCACAAAUGGUCGUCCAAGUCGAGGCUGUGCGGGUGCAGAAAGAACUAGCUGCAGCAGAGUUUGAUGGUUAUUGUGAAGGUGAACUAAUUAAGGUAACAUUAUCUGGCAAUCAGCAACCAGUUCGGACAGAGAUCACUGAGGCUGCUAUGGAAUUAGGUCCAGAGAAACUUUCACUAUUAGUUACUGAGGCAUACAAAGAUGCACAUCAGAAGAGUGUUCAGGCCAUGAAAGAAAGAAUGGGUGAUCUUGCACAGAGCUUAGGAAUGCCACAAGGCCUAAGUGAGGGGUUGAAGUAAGAGUAUUCCUUACACUAGUAUCUGAGCUAAGCUUCAAUUUUGUAUACAUACCAGGCUGAAGUGAUAAUUUCUGCAGUGAUCUUAUCGUUUACAUUCAGUUUAAUUUAGUACUGGCUUAAAUUUUGAAAAGUUGAACUAUUUGGAACUUGUCAUCUUUUUUUUAUGUCGCCAAAAAAUACCUGGAUGUUGCACUGAUCAAUUCAACUGCUCGAUACAACUUUGAACCCCAUAGGAGAUGAAUGUUGGCUAUUUGGUUUCCGGAGAUUUAAAAAGAUAGUUUGUUUCCAUCAUUUUAGUGAUUCAUUGAUUGUUUAUAAAAGGAUUA
Messenger RNA from Pistacia vera, 970 nucleotides. RefSeq names its product nucleoid-associated protein At4g30620, chloroplastic. Bases 67 to 645 code for a protein of 192 amino acids. The transcript has 7 exons. Gene Ontology annotation, molecular function: DNA binding. The record is from RefSeq and is a predicted model, not a curated record. NCBI's taxonomy places the organism in Eukaryota, Viridiplantae, Streptophyta, Magnoliopsida, Sapindales, Anacardiaceae.